UUGCUGCUAAUUUACCAACAGCAUAUACUAGGCGAUGUUUUCACCUUCAAUUUGCUUUCCAACAACAAUUCUUCAAAUUCAGCCAGAUAACAGAAGUCGGUUCAGAACCCACAAAUGUAAAAGCUAUACUGAUGACAGAAAACUUCCCUGUUUCUCUUUCAAAGACCCAUCUUCCUCAGCUCGUUUUGAUGUUUCUGCAAGUUUUUGUAGAGACAAUGAAUUAGUUUGUCAAUUGGAAGUUCCAGGUGAUAAAAUUUGUUCAGUGAAUAGUUUUGUGGCUGAUUCAAGUUUGCUUGGUCGUUUGCUUCAAUCUAGUUCUAGUUUAAAAGAAGUUAAAAUACUUCAUGCGAUUGUUUUAAAGUGUUUGAGGAGCAGUACUAUAUUUGUUGAGAAUAAUUUGAUUAGUGUGUUGGUGAAAUUUGGGCGUUUGGAUGAUGCUCGUAAGGUGUUCGAUCAUAUGCUCGAGAGGAAUGUGGUUUCUUGGACUGCUAUGCUUAAUGGGUAUUUGAGAUAUGGGUUAGAUGAUGAAGCUUUUGAUUUUUUCGCGGAGUUUGUUCGAUGUGGUUUGUUGUGGAAUUCCAAGACUUAUGUGUGUGUGUUAAGCAUGGCUGGGAGGUGUUGUUAUUUUGAGCUGGGGAAGCAAGUGCAUGCUGGUGUUGUAAAGGGUGGAUUAAGUAAUUUGAUCUUAGAUAGUUCGGUUGUGUCUUUUUACGCGCAAUGUGGGGAUUUGGCAAGUGCUUUCCGCGUUUUUGACGUGAUAAAACGCCCUGAUGUAGUUUGUUGGACAACUAUGAUCACUGCUUGUUCACAGCAUGGGAGAGGGAAGGAAGCUUUACUAAUGUUCUUGCAGUUGUUCUCUGAUGGUUUUGAUGCUAACGAGUUUACUGUCUGCAGUAUCUUGAAUGCGUGUGGGGAGGAGAGGGAGUUAAAAUUCGGGAAGCAACUACAUGCUGCAGUUAUUAAGAACAGAUUUAGAAUGGAUGUCUUCAUAGGCACCUCAUUGGUAGAUAUGUACGCAAAGUGUAGUAAGAUAGAUGAUGCUAGGACAGUGUUUGAUGGGAUGGGAAAAAGGAACACGGUGACUUGGACGUCUAUUAUUGCAGGAUAUGCACGUAAUGGUCACGCAGAAGAGGCCAUAAGACUCUUUCGGAUAAUGAAAAGGCGAAAGAUCUUUGCUAAUAACUUGACUAUGGUAAGCAUCCUUCGAGCUUGUGGCCUACUUAGAGCUUUACCAACUGGAAAGGAAGUGCAUGCACAAAUUAUCAAGAAUUCUCUCCAAGAUAAUAUUUAUUUAGGAAGUACAUUAGUGUGGCUUUAUUGCAAAUGCAGUGAAAAUUCUACAGCACAUAAGGUCCUUCAGGAAAUGCCUAUUAGGGAUGUAGUUUCAUGGACUGCGAUGAUUUCUGGUUGUGCCCAUUUAGGACAUGAGUACGAGGCUCUUGAAUACUUGAAGGAGAUGCUAGGUGAAGGCGUAGCCCCCAAUCCAUUUACGUAUUCAUCAGCCCUGAAAGCAUGUGCAAAGCUGGAAGAUAUCGAGAGAGGGAAGCUGAUCCAUUCCUCUAUAAGCAAGACACCUGCUCUGUCCAAUGUGUUUGUGGGCAGUGCAUUGAUCAAUAUGUAUGCAAAAUGUGGACAUCUUCCUGAGGCAAUUCAAAUAUUUGAUAACAUGCCUGAGAAGAAUUUGGUUUCUUGGAAGGCGAUGAUUGUUGCUUAUGCUAAAAACGGGAACUGUGGAGAGGCAUUGAAGCUCAUGUAUCGUAUGCAAGUAGAGGGUAUUGAGGUGGAUGAUUAUAUCCUUGCUACUGUUCUCACAGCAUGUGGAGAAUAUAAGGAAACUAUCAAGUCCAAAUCGAAGUAUUUCUUGCAUCCAAAUAGUUCUAUAACCUAAACAGAUAUGAGUCUCCUCAAGAAGCUUCAGCGAAAUACAACAACAUAUCCAGUGUAAAUGAUGGUUUCGUUCAUGUCUCAAUGACAGCUGAACUCUGAGCGUUUCAUGUUAAGAGUCUGGUUCAUAGCUAUGUCAUCGGCUUACUUCUGGACCAUGAUGGACAUGUCUAGUAGCCCCUGCCUCGCCUGAUAAAGAAUGAGGUACAAUUUAUCGGACUGUGCUUUUAGAGGUCCAUCAUAUUUGAACGUUGUAUCUUCUAACCUCAGUGAUACUCUGUGUUGUAUCUUCUAACCUCAGUGAUACUCUGUAUUAUACGUAGUUAGGUCCCUACGACCGCGUAUUGUCAUAUUAAGAUCAUGUAUACUUGAACUUUUUCUUAGUGAAGUGAUAAAGAAAAGGUUAUAACAACAACUAUGUGUACUAGAUAUUUGAAUGUUAAAAACAUACUAGUAA
Messenger RNA from Solanum lycopersicum (tomato), 2341 nucleotides. RefSeq names its product pentatricopeptide repeat-containing protein. The record is from RefSeq and is a predicted model, not a curated record. Gene Ontology annotation, cellular component: intracellular membrane-bounded organelle. Gene Ontology annotation, molecular function: RNA binding; protein binding. Lineage: Eukaryota; Viridiplantae; Streptophyta; Magnoliopsida; Solanales; Solanaceae. Gene Ontology annotation, biological process: RNA modification.